GGUGGUGGAUGUGUGCCUGUCAUCGGGUCGGGAUGGGGCGGUGGAGAGUCAGUCUGAUCCCACAGGUUGGAAGAACUGCCACUACGAGCACUACGGUGACACAAGCGACACUAUUAGUGCUACUACUACUACUACUACUACUUCUGUUGCUAUACACUUGCCACCACCACUACUACGACUACGGAUAAUAAUGAUAAUAAAAGUAAUACAAAUAUAACGGUAGAUAAGCCAACAACACCGUCGCCCCCUCCUAUCUGAUCUGUAGUAGCACAUCGACACAGCCAGCACCACCUCCAUUGCUCACAACCACCACCACCAUCAUCAGCCAUUGUUACAACCACCACCACCACCACCACCGCCACCAUUAUUAUUACUAUUACUACCACUGCUACUAUUACUACUAUUAUCAGCAGCAACAGUGGGGAAUAUAAACAGCAACAAGAACAGCAAUAGAUAUUGAACAGUGAGAGGAGCGAUGUGAUGAAGAAUUAUGCUCGUAGAAUCUUGAUUAAAUGUUUAUCUUCUAAUGAGUGAUCCGGAAUUUAAUCUAACUACACAUAUACAAGACGAGGAAGCAAGAAUUAAGAAAAUGUCUGCCGAAAGGCCAGUGAAACGAGCUGGUAGAAGAGGCAGAAAACCUUCCAAGAUUGACCAGAAGGCUCGGCUAGAAAGAAGCCGACAAAGUGCAAGAGAAUGUCGAGCAAGGAAGAAACUGCGUUACCAAUAUCUGGAAGAACUUGUUGUUUUACGAGAAAGGUCGAUAUUUUCGUUACGGGAUGAACUUGAGCGGCUCAGACAGUGGUGUACUCAAAUGGACAAUGGCCACAUUCCUGCAGGUCUCCAAGAUAUGUUCCUCGCUCAAUCUUCAACGUCAAAGUCAAAUACUUCAGAAUACACACCUGUCAACAGUAACUUACAGACUCCAAAGACUGUGCCUUGUGUUUCGGGGCCACCAAAUAAGAAUAUACCUCCCCUAAACCACACUGUGUCUAUACCUGAAGAGUUUCAGAUUUCCCAAAUGGUAAUGCCCCACGAAGAGGUUAAUUAUAUUAAAACAGAGAACUACCACGAAAUGCAGUAUCCACCUGUAACAUUUGCCAGCUCUAACUGCCUUAUGUCACCCAUUCCAUGUACACCGGAGUUUUGUACCAGCAGCUUCAACCAGCCUUAUAACAAACAUAUGUACUGUAACCAGCCAAUGUAUUUCCCUGUUCAGAAUUUCAAAUACCCUGCAUUGCUUCCUACGCAUUUGGAACAAUAAGUUUUACAAAAGUUUACUAUUACAAAUACUCAGAGUUAUUAUGAAUGAAGUGAACUUUAAAGUUUUGUGCCUUUAUAUGUAUACAUACAUACAAAGUAUGUAUGUAUCUGUACUUUGUUACAUAUAUAUAUAUAUAUGUGUAUAUAUAUAUAUAUAUAUACAUGCAUACGUAUGUAAAGAUUUUAUAUACUUGAAAAAGGAAUGGAAAAAAUCUAAAACCUGUGUAAACCAAAUUUUGUGAAAUUCUAUUUAUUUCCUCAACACGUUUCAUAUUCUUUUAUACAAUAUUUAUUCAUUGCAAAAUAAUUAUUUUUCAUUUUUUUUUUUAACAAAACAAUAACAUUUCAACAAAACAAAAAAAGCUUUAAUUUUCGUUUUCAUAAAAUGGUGUCAAAAGAAGACGGAUAUAGUUGAAUAGCACAGAUCUUGUUAUUCAAAAUCACAGACACUGGAAAUUUUGGAAGAUCUGUCAUAAGAAUUUGACUGGCAUUUCAUAACGAACUCUUGAAGUAAUCAUUGUAUCUUCAAAAAAAAAAAAAAGACUUGGAUAUUUAAAAUUUUUUUUUGUAUUUAUUAUUUUUUUUUUCAAUCUCCAGAGUUGAACUGAAUCAUAAUAGACCCUUUUAAUUCCGAUGAAGCCAAUCCUUGAGUUAUUUUGAAAAUAAUCUCCAAUUAAUAUAAAGAAGUCUCUAAAUUCUUGUACAGGCUUCAGCAAUUAUAUUCUAGACUAUCAAACUUCCCAGUGAAGCUUAAUUCUCUGUGGAUCAAGGUAGUUCCAUGGGUAGGUUACCCACACCACCUCUUCUAUCUGUAAUGGAAACAGACCCCUAAAAUUCACUCCUUAUUUUCCCACAUAUUUUUCUUUUUGUCUCUUAAAGAACAAAGCAUAUCCCAAAAGACUAAGGCUGCAUCAGAAACAUCCUUUAGGUGUUGGUCACUGACAGACUUUCAGACUUUGAAGUAGAAUUUUUUUAAUAGAAUCACAAGAAAAAGAAGAAUUUCAAUUCCCUAUUCUGUUUAAUAUAAUCCCUGGCCUGCAGCCUUUUAGCAUUGGUAACCAGUGUUACUAGGGCUUCCACAGUUCUCUCAGAAGACUUCUUGUUCAGCUGAGAAUUCUUUCUGUUUUUUGAUGUUUUAAAUAAAGAUCCUGAUGAGACGGAAUUCUUCAAAGAAUGGCAGUUCCCAGCAUUUUAUUAAGUUUUAAUAAUUACAGAUACAAGCAGAGUCCUUGCUUGUGUAUCUGAGAUUGCCAGCUGAUUGGUUGAGUCUAGGAUCGCAAGUAGAUUACUUGAAUUAAAUUUGAGGCAACUACUAGAUAGAUUGCUUGCAUCUGCAAUUGCUAGCAGAUUGAUUACAUCAGCAAAUGCUAGCAGAUUGCUUGCAUCAUCAAUUGCUAGCAGAUUGCUUGCAUCAGCAAUUGCUAGCAGAUUGCUUGCAUCAGCAAUUGCUAGCAGAUUGCUUACAUCAGCAAUUGCUAGCAGAUUGCUUGCAUCAGCAAUUGCUACCAGAUUGCUUGCAUCUGCAAUUGCUACCAGAUUGCUUGCAUCAGCAAUUGCUAGCAGAUUGCUUGCAUCUGCAAUUGGUACCAGAUUGCUUGCAUCAGCAAUUGCAACCAGAUUGCUUGCAUCAGCAAUUGCAACCAGAUUGCUUGAUUCAGAACACCCCACCCAACAAAAGAAAGUUUUUAAAAAAUUUCAUAGCUAAUUUCUUUUUUAAACUUUAAUGUUAUUUUCAAAUAUCAAAUAAAUUAUAAUUUGCAGUAAGUUUUAAAAAUUAAUAACAAUUGCUAAGAGAGCAACAAAUAAUUUUUUUUCUUUUUAAAUCUCAAUUUUAAAUUAUUCAAAUAAAAAGGCAACAUUAUUGGACAUAAGUUUCUUAAUUUUGCCUUUCAGUUUGCUAGCUUAUAAUGCAUUUUCUUUUGUAUAAAACAGCACAAUUAUUAUUAGUGGUAAUUUAGGAUGGAAGAAUUUUGUAGAAACCAUCCCCAAUCCACGUAAACUUGGGUAACAAACUAACCCAAAAUCUAAGAAUUUCAGUCAUUUAUUUUUGUAAACCCUGAGUCAGUCGCUACUCCAUUACCAAAUUAUAUUCCACCUCCUUCAACACAGACUACAAAACAAACUAAAAUGUGAUAUUUCUUAAGUUUUUAAACUUAAAAGUUAUUGUUAAUUAAAUUUCUAUUUUAUUUUUUUUAUUUAAUUUUUUUUCUUCCAAAACAAAACAUUGAUGUCUUGAUUAAAGACAUCAAAUGGGGCACUUGCAAAAAAAAAAAAGAAAACUGAAUUUAAUUAAAAAAAAAAAGACUUUUGUAAAAAAAAAAAAAGUAAUGAAAAGCAGAAAUUUUUAAAAAAAUUAUUGAAUGUAUAAAAUAAUAUUUAAUAUUGGUAAAAUAUUUAAUAUAAAUGAUUAUCUUAAAAAAAUGUAAAAAUAUAUAUCGUACAAAUAUUUUUAUUUUCUCUUGUGUAUAUCAGAAGUACCAUUGUCUACACACACACCACAACACACACACACACACAACACAACACACACUACACAACACACACACACGCACAUAUAUAUAUCAGGCACAUAUUUACAUAUACAUACAUGCAACAGCACACACACAUAUAUACAUAUACAUACACACACAUCUGAAAUUACUUACACUCAUUCAUACUUCCUGAUACACACACAUACACAUAUAUAAACUAAUGUAACAAAUACCUCUUUGACUGGUGAUGAUGGUGAGGAGGAGGAGGAGGAGAAGGUUGAGAAGAAAAAAUAACCACCAUCACAAUGAUGAUGGUGAUAUUUAUUUUCUAAUUAAUUUUUUUUUUUAUCAGUUCCUCAAAACGAAAUGAUUUUGUCCUGUUUUCAUAGGAAAUGUUAAUUUUAUGUGUGUAGCAGGUGUGGAUGUGUGGUUAAGGAGUGUGCUUUACAACCAUGCAGUUUUGAGUUCAGUCCCACUGUGCAGCACCUCUGGCAAAUGUUUUCUACUAUAGCACUGGGCCAACCAAUGCAUCAUGAGUGGAAGCCUGUCGUGUUGGGUUUCUUUACAUCCCUAUAACUUAGCAGUUUGGCAAAACAGUCACUGAUAAAAUAAGUAUCAGACUAAAAGAAAAUAUUAUGUUUGAUUUGUUUGACUAAAACCUUUUGGAGCAAUGCACCAGCAUGGCCACAGUCCAGUGACUGAAAUGAGUAAGAGAGAUGACAGCAAAGUUUUCAGGGUGUAUUUACGUGUAUGCUUGAGAGAGGAAAGAGAGAGGGUUUGAUUGUGUGUUCAAUGUAAAAUAUAUAUAUAUAUAUAUAUAUAUAUAUAUAGGAAGCAUGACUUAUUUAAAUGUUAUUAAAAUCAUUUUUUAUUAAUUUCUUUCAUUUUUGCAAUUAUUUACUGAUUUUUAAAAAUUGUUCCUUUGUUAACCCUUCCAAGUUACCUUUUCAAUUACUCAAAACUCUGCCAUGGGGCCCUAAACAACGUCCAACGCAUUUUUUUUCUUUUUGUAUUUCCACCAAAGACGCUACACAAACACUGCACAAGCAUGGUCAUUUGGUUAAGAAGUUUGCUUCACAAUAAUGUGGUUUUAGGUCCGGGGUCAAUAAAAUAAGUAGAAGUUGAAAACUGGGGGUCAAUGUAAUUAACUUACCCCCUCCCCCAAAGCACUAACCUUUUGCCAAAAUUUGAAACCGUUAUUAUUAUUAUUAUUAUUAAGGUGGUGAGCUGGCAGAGUUGUUAGCACGCCAGGCAAACUGCUUAAUGGUAUUUCAUCUGUCCUGACAUUCUGAGUUCAUAUUCCACCGAGGUCAACUUUGCCUUUCAUCCUUUCGGGGUUGGUAAAAUAAGUACCAGUUAAACAAUGGGGGUCAAUGUAAUCGACUUACCUCCUACCCCAAAAUUUCAGGCCUUGUGCCUUUAGGAGAAAGGAAUAUUAUUAUUUGGGUGAGAGAUGGAUAGAAUCAUCAACAUGGUAGACAAAAUGCUUAGCGUGAUUUCAUCCAUUUAUUUUAUGUUCUGAGUUCAGAUUCUGUUGAUGGCAACUUUGCCUGUCAUCCUUUUGAGGUUAAUGAUAUAAAAAUAUCAGUCAAGAGUAAGAUCCAAUGUAAUCGAUUUGCCCCUCCCCUCAAAUUUGUUAGCUUUAUGCCAAAAUUAAAGCGACAAGCUGCUAGACUUGUUUCUUCAUCGGACAAAAUGCUUAGCAGGAUUUCUUUAGUUUUUGCAUUCUGAGUUCAAAUUCUGCCAAAGUUGACUUUGCAUUUCUUCCUUUCAUGAAUCAAUAAAGUAUUGGUCAAGCACAAGAACUAUCCCCUUCCUUCCAAAAUUUCAGGCUUUGUGCCUAUAGUAGAAAGGAUGAUUAUUAUUAUUAUUAUUAUUAUUAUUAUUAUUAUUAUUAUUAUUAUUAUUAUUAUUAUUAUUAUUCCUAUUAGGGUAGAGAAUAUUAGGCAUUUAAAUAGUGAGCAAUAAAACUGUCUCAAUCUUCUUUGUAUCAUCACCCUGUUCUCUAAUUUUCAUUGUUCCAGGGACAAUAAAAUAAAGUACCAGUUAAAGGACAGAGAUGUUUAUAACCAAGUAACUCAUACACACACACACACCUCCUUCAAUUCUCCUCUCUCUCCAGAAUGUGUAGCCUUGCACUUGUCUUAGAAAUGGCAAUUUUCUGUUGCUGCUAUUAUUAUUAUUAUUAUUAUUAUUAUUAUUAUUAAGACAGCAAGCUGGUAGAAUCAUUACCACACCGGGUAAAAUGCUCAGCAGUAUUUUGCCCAUCUACGUUCUGAGUUCAAAUUCUGCCAAAGUCGACUUUGCCUUUCAUCCUUUCGGAGUCAGUAAAUUAAGUACCAGUGAAAUACUGGGGUUAAUAUAAUCACCUAGUCCCCUCCCGCAAAAUUUUAGGCCUUGUGCCUUUAGUAGAAAGGAUUUUUAUCUGCGUUUGUUAUGGAAGUUAAAGUUAUUAAACUUUCUUUCUGUUUUUAGUCUGACAAUGAAACAUUGUUUAGUUUCACAAUGAAAUCUCUGUUUCAUUUUCACAAUAAAAUGAAACAUAAUUCCCAUCAUACUUCUUCCUCCUCCACCUCUUCCUCUUGUUUUUGUUUUUUUGUAUUUAUUAAGUUUAAUCUUCCACACCAAUACAUCCAUGUAUAUAUAUUAACUGAUAUAUAUAUAUAUAUAUAUAUAUAUAUAUAUAUAUAUAUACAUACACACAUGCAUCUAAAACAUACUGAGGGCGAUUUCACUAUAAGGACGAGAUUAAAGUUGUUUGCGAUCAACUGAAUUAUCUGCUCUUGAAUUAAUGUGUAAGUGGCUGAGUAUUCCACAGACACGUGUACCCUUAAUGAAAUUCUCUGGCAGAAUCAGUUUGAGACAGUACUUUGGGAUCAUAAGUACAAUCCACUCGACAGGCUUCCAUACAGUUUCCAUUUACCCCAUUUCACUUACAAGGUAAGGAGUGACCCAUGACUGUAGAAACCUUUUAUUCAAGAUGAGCCACAAAGGGAUCAAACUUCUUAACCAUUCAGACAUAAUCCACUCCUUAUUUGUUUCUCUGUGUGUAUAUAUAUGUGUGUGUGUGCGUUAGUGUAUAUAGUAUUUGUUUAUGUCCCUUAACUUAGCAAUAUAUAUCUGUGUGUGUGGAUUGUGAUGACUAUGUAUAUGUCAUUAUCCGUUUUAUGUCCAUUCAGCUAUGCUGGCAUGGCUGAAUGGACAGUCCUAGUCAAAUCAAUUCUCAUUCAGAGUUCUGACCCUCACUGACCAAUUGAAAAAACACAUCUCACUCAGAGGUUCCAGUUUGGUUUCUGCAACUAAAUAUUCCUUCUUAUACUAACCUAUUUACAAGGUGUGCUAAGUGCAUUUUUUCUAGGCAUCAGUGUCAAUGAAGUCCUCUUCUAAUUUGAAAAUCCCCCAUGACUUUGAGAGUGAAAGUAAAAACAAAGUGAUAAGGACAUAUGUUGAGCUAAAGGUGAGGUGUUAAGACAAGGUGUUAGCUGGUAUUUCCCUACAACACCUUCAUGCUAUUCUCCAAGAAUUUGGUUGCAUCAGUCUUCAGCAGACUUUUGCAGUUGUGGCUUCUCCAAUUACAAAGAAAUUCCAUUGGAAAAAUCAAUUCAGUUUAAUUCUUGGCAUGAAACCAUGGCAAGGAAGUAACUGGAGACACAUAAAAAUAUGCUAUGUUCUAUGAAAAUCUCUGUGGUGUAUAUUGAGUAUUUUUGUGUCUGAUGCGGAGAAAACCCUCUGACCAUAGUCUUUUACUCAUAAGAGAGGAAUCUGAGAUGUCCAAAGAAUAGCCAGAUGGUUAGUCCUCUCUUGUGUUAUAUUAUUGUAUGUAUGCAUAAGAGUCAAUGAUAUAACCAAAAAUGAAUUAUGAAACAGCUGUAACCAUAUAGAAUUAAAUCUUACUUUGCUUCUCACCUCUCCUGGAUUUUAAUGACCAUAUAUAUAUAUAUGAUUGUGUAAGAAGCUUGCUUUCAAACCACAUGGUUCCAGGUUCAGCCCCAGUGUGUGACACCUUGGGCAAGUGUCUUUUACUGUAGCUCCAGGCUGACUUAUGCUUUGUGAGUGGAUUUGGUACGCAGAAGCUGAAAGAAGACCAUCAUGUUUAUAUAUAUAUAUAAUAUGUGUGUGUCUGUGUUUGUCCUCCACCACUGCUUGACAACCGGUGUUGGUGUGUUUACAUCCCCAUAACUUAACAACUCGACAAAAGAGACUGAUAGAAUAAAUACAAAGCUUAAAGAAGAAAACAAUUACUGGGGUCAAUUUAUUUGACUAAAUCUUUCUUCAAAACAGUGCCCCAGCAUGGCCACAGUGUAAAAGAAGAAAAGAUACAUGCAUACAUGCACUUAUAUAUAUACAUACACACAUACACAAACAUAGUAGGUGCGGACAUGGUCGUUUGCUUCAAAAAUUCUCUUUGCAAUCAUAUGGUUUUGUGUUUCAGUCUCACUACAAGACACCUUAGGGGAGUGCCUUCUACUAUAGCCACAGAUCAUGAGAUGGAAUUUGGUGUCCAGAAACUGCAGGGAGUCUGUUGUAUGUGUGUGUGUGUGUGUGUGUAUACAGUUUUAUAUCGCACACUUGUCCCUACUUGAGUGAAGUAGCAUUGGUGCUGACAUUCCCUCUUGUCCUUGUGUCAUGUCAUCUGUACUUUUGAAAACAUCUGGGAUUAAGAAAUGUCUGUGUGUAUGAAUGUAUGUAUAUAUAGGUGUAUGUGUGUGUGUGUGUGUGUGUAUAUAUAUAUAUAUAUAUAUAUAUAAAGAAUAUGAGCAGUUUAGUUCAGUUGUGAUCUAAACGAAUAGGUACGCUGAAUAAGUGCUAUAGUUGGUCAACCAUUAGGUUCCAAGAUCACAGCCAAAGCUGGAUCUCGGGAUCCAUAUAAGGAUUUCGUUAUAGUAAUUAUAUAUCAUAUUAGAGGAAAAAUCAAAAACCAAGGCAGAACAAGUAUCUCAAGUCAUUUAGAAUAAUCUAAUUCACCUUACCCUAAUGAAAUUAUUCUAAAUGACUUGAGAUACUCGUUCUGCCUUCGUUUUUUAUUUUUCCUAUAAUAUAUAUAUAUAUAUGUAUGUAAACAUAAAAUCCAUAAUCAUUAGUCUAACAAAAUAUAAUUUGUUCCCAAAGAGCCAAAGAGGGCAUCCAAAUUUUAAAAUAGUUUCUCCUGCAAAAUACUAUGUCCAGUAUCAAGGAUUGAAUGGAAACCAAUGGUUUUAAUGUGAUAUAAGCAUAAGCCAUAUAAACGUGUGUAUGUGUGUGUGUGUCUAUACAUGUACACACACACACACACACACAAGUGUGGAUAUUGGCAAGGAAUUGCUGAUAAGUCUUUUCAUUGUAAAAAAUACUUUGUGAAAUAUGUCAUGAAGAUCUGUCCAUUUAUAGCAAGGAGGAGAGAUAUUGAUAAAAUAAGUCCUUUUGUGACUGCAGUGGAAAAAAAUAAAGCUAUAAAAACUGAAUAAAAUUUAAAAUAUAUAUUGCAUUGUACACACACACACUUUUCAUUAUACACACAGAAAUAUAAUGACAGAUAUAUAUGUAUAUAUAUAUAUAUUUACACCCAUAUAUUUGUACAUAGCACAUACACUUGAACACAUAAUUUUAUAUAAACACACACUUGGAUACAUAUAUUUGUUGUAUCAAUUUUGUAAAUAAAUAAAUAAAUCUAUUUUGCUUCUAA
Molecule: messenger RNA, 9393 nt
Organism: Octopus bimaculoides (California two-spot octopus)
Lineage: Eukaryota; Metazoa; Mollusca; Cephalopoda; Octopoda; Octopodidae
Biological process (GO): regulation of DNA-templated transcription
Cellular component (GO): nucleus
Molecular function (GO): DNA-binding transcription factor activity
Source: RefSeq, a predicted model, not a curated record